Molecule: messenger RNA, 1242 nt
Organism: Phalacrocorax carbo (great cormorant)
Lineage: Eukaryota; Metazoa; Chordata; Aves; Suliformes; Phalacrocoracidae
Source: RefSeq, a predicted model, not a curated record
AUGGUGACGGAGGAGCGGAGAGGAGCGUCCAGUAGCGAAACCCCACCCCGGGCGGGCGCUUGAGCUGGCCCCGCCAGCCCUUAUAAGCACAGGUGCACCCAGGUGUAAGCUGAUCCCCCAAGGGCUGCGAGCGGUGACGGGUGACGGCAACGGUUUCGGUCCGUAAGUUCUUCUCCGCCAUCGUCUGAAGCACGGCAGCAAACCGGCCACCAUGUCGAUGGGGCUGGAGAUCGGUGGGGUGGCCUUGUCGGUGCUGGGUUGGUUGUGCAGCAUCAUCUGUUGCGCGUUGCCCAUGUGGAGGGUGACGGCCUUCAUCGGCAACAACAUCGUGACAGCCCAGAUCAUCUGGGAAGGGCUGUGGAUGAACUGCGUGGUGCAGAGCACGGGGCAGAUGCAGUGCAAGGUCUACGACUCCAUGCUGGCCCUACCGCAGGACCUUCAAGCAGCCCGUGCUCUCCUGGUGGUGGCCAUCGUCUUGGCCAUCCUGGGUUUACUGGUGGCCAUCGUGGGCGCCCAGUGUACCCGCUGCGUGGAGGAUGAGGGCACCAAAGCCAAGAUCACCAUCGUCUCCGGCGUUGUCUUCAUCCUCUCCGGCAUCAUGAAUCUCAUCCCCGUCUCCUGGUCGGCCAACACCAUCAUCCGGGAUUUCUACAACCCACUGGUGCUCGACGCGCAGAAGCGGGAGCUGGGCACCUCACUCUACGUGGGCUGGGCGGCCUCUGCACUCCUGCUGCUGGGGGGGGCCCUGCUCUGCUGCUCCUGCCCCCCCAAAGACGACAGGUAUCCCACCGGCAAGGUGGCCUACUCCGCCCCGCGCUCCGCCGUCACCAGCUACGACAAGAGGAACUAUGUCUGAGCCCCCCGGGACACCCCUGCACCCCCCGACAUCCCACCUCCCCACCCCCCCACCCCAGGACCCUCAUCACCCUCCACGGGGACCGGGGACGGAGGCACCGGGGCGGGGGGGGGGCGCGAAGGAGGGGACGGGACGGCCGCGGGGUCAGGGCCGGGCUGUGUAAAUAGAGACAGUUUCGGUUAAACAAGAGGCGGUUUCGGGUCGGCGGGAGAAGCGGCGGCCGGCGUGCCCCUGCCCGGGCCGACGGGACAGGAUGGGGACGGGGAUGGGGACGGUGCCCCCCUCCUCCGGUGCCCCCCCCAUCGCUGCCGGCCGGACACCGUCUGUCCCUGUUACGCGUGGUCUGUACCGGUUACAUUUGUCAAUAAACGUGUCCUGUUUUGGUA